Molecule: messenger RNA, 1158 nt
Organism: Rhizophagus irregularis DAOM 181602=DAOM 197198
Lineage: Eukaryota; Fungi; Glomeromycota; Glomeromycetes; Glomerales; Glomeraceae
Source: RefSeq, a predicted model, not a curated record
GUAAUAAAAAGGCGGAGGUUGUUCAAUGUUAUGGUUUAACACAAAAUCCAUCAAAUGGAAAUUAUAUGCUUGUAAUGAUGAAAAUGGAUAUAGAUUUAAGAAAAUAUUUACAACAAAAUCAUAAUCAACUUACAUGGAAAGAUAGAAUGAAAAUUAUUUAUGAAAUAACUCUUGCACUUUAUUGGAUUCAUAAAGAGAAAGCAGUGCAUAGAGAUUUACAUUCUGGAAAUAUAUUAUAUUCUGUAUUUAAUAACACUUGGCGUGUUAGUGAUCUUGGAUUUUGUGGACCUGCUGAUAAAUCUUCAACAAGUAUAUAUGGAAAUCUUCCUUAUAUAGCACCUGAAGUUAUUGUUGGAAGAGAAUAUACUUUUGCAUCUGAUAUUUAUAGUAUUGCAAUUCUUAUGUGGGAAAUUUCAUCUGGACAAACACCAUUUAUAAAUUAUGAACAUGAAAAUGAUAUUGUAAUGAAUAUUAUUAACGGAACUCCAUUAGAAUAUAAAAAUUUAAUGAAAGAAUGUUGGGAUGCUGAUCCAUUAAAAAGACCUGAUGCUUAUGCACUUGUGAAAAAAGUGGAAAAAAUUAAUUUAUAUUAUCAAAAUAUGUCAGAUGAAUUAUUCAAAUCAGAAAUGGAUAAUUUAGAAAUGAAUAAAGUAGAAGAAAAUUAUACAAGUAGCAGUUUAUUUACAAGUAAAAUUCACAACUUUGGAAAUCUACCUGAACCAAGAAAUGCAACAGAAGUGUUUCAUAGUAAAUUGUAUGAUUUUAACAUUCCUAACAAUAUUAACGAUUUUAAUGGAUCAAAUAAGCAGUAUAGUAAGAAAUUAAUAAGUGAUAGUGAAAAAUUACCCAAAGAAUUUAUAAAGUUGCAAAUAAAUUCCAAUAAUGAUGAAAAAGAAAUAAUUCAACAAAAAAUGAAAAGACAAAAUAUUGGUGAUAUUGAUGAUGAUGAAGAAGUAUAUAAUAAUCCAAACUUUCAUUCAAAAGAACAAGAUGAACUGGAAAUUCCUGAUGAUGGAUUUUAAAUUGUCCUUUGAUAAAUCAAAUCAACAAUAUUUUUUUUUUAAUUUUAAAUUAUCAUCACUUAUUUAUCUUGGAUUAUUUAAACACUAAGACUAGAGUAGUAAAUGUUUUACAAAAUUCUUAGUUUGUAAUUUAAAU